AUGGAAGUCUCAAAGGAAACAUCAUUUGAAGAAUUUGAGAAUUAUUCCUAUACCUUGGAAUAUUACUCGCAGGAGUCUGCUUCAGACGAGAAGACACAUCUGGGAAUUGUUCACUGGAUCUCCCUGCUGUUGUGUGUCCUAGCAUUUGUUCUGGGAAUUCCAGGAAAUGCCAUUGUCAUUUGGCUCAUGGGAUUCAAGUGGAAGAAGACAGUCACUACUCUCUGGUUCCUCAAUCUGGCCAUUGCAGAUUUCAUUUUUGUUCUCUUCCUGCCCCUGUAUGUCUCCUAUGUGGCCUUGAGUUUCCACUGGCCUUUUGGCCCGUGGCUCUGCAAGGCUAAUUCCUUCAUUGCCCAGCUGAACAUGUUUUCUAGUGUUUUCUUCCUGACAGUGAUCAGCCUGGACCACUAUUUCCACUUGAUCCAUCCUGUCUCAUCUCAACGGCACCGGACGCUAAAGAACUCACUGAUCGUUGUUCUAUUUGUCUGGCUUUUGGCUUCUCUGCUUGGAGGUCCUAGCCUGUACUUCCGUGACACUCUGGAAGUCAAUAACCACAUUAUUUGUUAUAACAAUUUCCAGGAGCAUGACCGUGACCUCACCUUGAUGAGACACCAUGUUCUGACCUGGGUGAAAUUCCUUUUUGGCUACCUUUUCCCUCUGCUGACAAUGAGCUUCUGCUAUUUGUGUCUCAUCUUCAAGGUGAAGAAGCGAAGCAUCCCCAUGUCCCGUAAGCAUUUCUGGACAGUCCUCUCUGUAGUCAUUGCCUUCGCGAUCUGCUGGACCCCUUAUCACCUGUUCAGCCUUUGGGAACUCACCGUGUACCACAACAGCUCUUUCCAGAAUGUGCUACAGGGGGGAGUCCCUCUCUCUACUGGCUUGGCGUUCCUCAAUAGUUGCCUGAAUCCCAUCCUUUACGUUCUAAUUAGCAAGAAGUUCCAAGCUCACUUCCGGGCCUCUGUUGCUGAGGUACUAAAGCAUUCGUUGUGGGAAGUCAACUGCCCUGGCACAGUCAGUGAACAGCUCAAGAGCGCGGAAACCAAGAGCCUGUCUUCCCUAGAAACAGACCAUGUUCCCAGAAAUCAGCAUGGAUUCUUCACGUGA
This is a messenger RNA of Arvicola amphibius (Eurasian water vole), 1098 nucleotides long. RefSeq names its product chemerin chemokine-like receptor 2 (gene Cmklr2). Gene Ontology annotation, cellular component: plasma membrane. Gene Ontology annotation, molecular function: complement receptor activity; G protein-coupled receptor activity. Gene Ontology annotation, biological process: phospholipase C-activating G protein-coupled receptor signaling pathway; complement receptor mediated signaling pathway; positive regulation of cytosolic calcium ion concentration. Lineage: Eukaryota; Metazoa; Chordata; Mammalia; Rodentia; Cricetidae. Bases 1 to 1098 code for a protein of 365 amino acids. The record is from RefSeq and is a predicted model, not a curated record. The transcript has a single exon.